Messenger RNA from Cotesia congregata, 3087 nucleotides. The record is from the annotation of a GenBank genome assembly. NCBI's taxonomy places the organism in Eukaryota, Metazoa, Arthropoda, Insecta, Hymenoptera, Braconidae.
AUGUCUGAUUUAUCAAUGACUAUGUCAUUAGCGCCGAAAAUUCCACGAGGACGCGGUCCUGUUGACGGACGUGCCUUUUUUGAACGUCUCUGGCGUGGAAAUUUUUUUCUAGACCGACAAAAAGCGUUCAAACGCACUCGUAAAAGAAAAUUGCAAACAGCCAAUGGGAAAAAGAGGAUUCAGCAGCAAUUGCAAGCUAAGCAACAACAUUGUUGCUGCUGUCAGAGAAUUCAAUUUCAUUUACUUGCUGGCCGCCGCAAUAGUAUGAGAUCUGUUGUUAGUGUACGAGAGACGCAUCAAGUAGCAGAAGCCCAGCAGGAAAAAAAUGCAAAAUUACGUGAAGCAUUUGGAAUCUCGGAGUUCUUCGUAGAAGGCAGCAGCUUAGACCCAGAGCGACGAACCCGAGAAGCAGAAGCUCGGGCAGCUGCCAGCAAGUACGAGCUGGUGCACAGCCCCAGUCCGGUUGCAGAAGACCCGGAGCCAGUCGCUGAGAAAAAAGUAAAGCGCAAAAGGUCCAGCAGCAGCAACAAGAAGAAAAAGGGGAAGAAACACAAGAAGGACAGAUCCGAGUCGCCGAAAGAAAAAUCUAAGAAAAAAGACAAUUCUUCAGAAGCAGAGUCUAAAAAGAAGAAAAGAAAGAAAAAGAAGAAAUCUAAAGAUGGAAAAAGUAAAGAGAAGAAAAAGUCUGCCUCGAAACGUAAACGUCAAUCAUCUGAGAGUUCUUCAGACUCUUCUCCCGAGCGUCCACCAAAAAAAUCAAAGAAACAGCAAGAAAAAAUCCCCGAAAAUCUUCCUAUCAUCGAUCCACCACCCCGCGAGCGUCAAGCGCGUUCACCAAAGCGCCAAGAGCGUCUCCGAGGCGAGACACCUCCUCCAAGACCCCGAGACUCACCAAUACGCUUACCAGAAAGUAAAAAAGACCGCGAAAAAUCACCAGAAAAAAAGGAACGAACACCUUUAUUACCUUUACCUCCAAAACGUCACGAGCGUCGUUCAAUCUCUCGAAACCGGGAAAGAGUCCCCGACCUGCCUCGCCCCCGAAGAUACUCCCGGCCGCGAAGAAGCCCCUCACCUCGCCGGAGGCGCAUCUCACGUUCUCCUAGACGUAUCAGCCGCUACUCAAGAUCUAGAAGUCAAAGCAGACCCCGGUACGACAGAUACCGCGGAGGUUCCCGACGCAGACCUUCACCCUUUCGCCGACGAAGAUCCCGCUCCAGAAGACGCUCUCCUCGUCGAGAUCGCCGCCGAAGAUCCCUCAGCAAAUCCAGAAGCCAUUCUUCAGCCAGUUACUCUCCAGUCCGCAAGAAUGCACCAGCUGACCGGUUCAAAUCUUCCCAGGAGGACAAAAAGAAGCCCUUGAAGUCCAGGUCAGUCUCCAAGACCAGGAAAUUAAAGCCAGUUGCUCCAAGGGUCAGCUUGAGGUCUUCCAGCGAAGACGAGGAUAUUGAUGAGGAACAUCAACAACAUCAACAACAUCAACAUCAACAAUCCAAGCUUGAUGAUGUUAAUGAGGAAAAAUUGAAGGAAUUUAAUACCUUGAAGCGGCUCCAGUCCGGGUUAGCUGCCAAAGCUCGAGAAUCUUUGGGGAAAAAAUUGAGUCCUGUUAAGGAUAAAGUUAAAGAAAAAGAAGAAAGUGUUUUGGAUAUUGCUUUGCCUGAUGAUCCUCCAAAAAUUCUUUCAACUAUGUCAACUGUCCAGCCGAUUGUCUUUAAGGAAAAGUCUAAAUCUAAAUCGCCAGUUCAAUUAAAUAUCACCAGGUCUGUUGAAUCCAGCAGAUCUCCAUCUCCAGCUUUGCUUUUGACUCGUGCUGAAGCUGAAGCUGCUGCUGCUGCAGCUUCUAAUUCUUCUAAUUCUAAUUUGGCUACUGGAGUCUCCAAAAAUUCUAAUGUCCCGACAAUUAUUUCAAACACUAUAUCUCCAAUUAAAAUUCACAUGAAAAUUGCAACACCUCCAGGUGUAGCUAUGCUGCUUCAGGAGAGAGAUAUUAAACUUAGAUCACCAUCAGAGUCCCCGCCGAUGAAUACAGUGAAUAAAAUGAAUAAAAAUAAAAUAAAUAAAAUGAAUAAAGUGAAUAAAAUACUCAGGUCAAGAUCUCCAAGCACGCCGAAAAAAUCUCCAAGUCCGAAAAAGAAAUCUUACUCUAGAUCUCCAACUCGCUCGUCAUCUAGGUCAGUUUCUAGAGAUAAAGAAGGGUCAAGGUCACCUAGAGGUAGGUCAGUGUCUAGGACCAGGUCUAAGUCUAGAGAACGUAAGGAGAGGACUAGGUCAAAGUCCAGGGAACGGAAAGAGAGGACUAGGUCUAAAUCAAGGGAACGGAAGGAGAGAACUAGGUCCAAGUCUAGGGAUAAAAAGUCGCUUUCUCCGGUCAAGAGGUCCAGGUCGACUUCCAGGACCAAGUUGUCACCGGCUUCUGCUGGGUCCAAGAAUUCUAGAGGUUCGAGGUCUUCGUCGGGGUCGAAGCAUUCUGGGUCGAGGUCUAGGUCCAGGUCUAAGAAAACUAACUCGAGGUCGCCGAAGAAAGUUAGGUCGAGAAGUAGGACCAGGUCGGAGUCACACAGGUCCAGGAGUCGGUCGAUGUCGAAGAAAUCACGUACAGAAGAAGUUUUUCAAGUUCAUCUCGAUCAUCUAACAGUGCGUCUAGUAGAUCAUCACGUAGCUCAAGCGGCAGCUCUAGCUCAAGUCGUUCCCGUUCGCCAUCAAUACCCAGACGCCGUGGUUCACCGAGUUUUCUCGAUCGUCGCCGAAUCACCAGCCAGAGUUAUAGCACAAGCAAGACUUGCCAACAACCACUAUUACAGGUUUAGCUUCAAGCGCAUGCACUUCGGAUUAGACCCUCAGCUCCCCUGUUCCAUCUGCAACCUUCACGAAAAGGAAAACCUAGCACAUAUCUUCCUCAGAUGCCCGAUAUAUAACCCUUACAGAGAUCAUUUUCUCUCCUCUUUACUGUCGUCUCUAACGCCUGACGUUGAUGAUGACAAUUUACUACUUCUCCACUUACUUAACGACCCUAGACCAUCGACAGUCAAAGCAGUCUACUUAUAUCUAUCUCGCUCUAUGAAACUAAGAGCUUUCUGCCUAAAUGAAUAG